UUUACAUCUUGAUCUAUGUUUUUUAGGUGAUGGAAGACUAUGAUGACAGGGACAUGCCAGAGUUUCAUAACCUGACGACACUAAUUCUGGAUGAGUGCGAUUUCGCCUAUGACGAGCCCACGCUCUUGGAGUAUUUUCUCCAACACGCUCCCAACUUGGAGAAGCUUACUCUCAAGAACUGCGAGCUUCCGCCGAGCUCUGAAAACAUGGCGGAAAGGGCCAUGCCAAUGGAAAUGUCCAACAUACAUUUGAACCUCAAGUUUGUGGAGAUCAAACACACUGAAAACGACGACGAUGUUUGCCAGAUCAUCGACUAUUUGAUGCGUGUUUCAGUGAACCUCCAAAAAACUGACAUUGUGGUGUUGGAAGGUCUAGAGAAGCCAUGGUAUUAUGCUGCAUUGGCAGCUCAGGGUUGCUACAGAUAGUUCCAACGCCUUGUACUCUAGCAUAUGUUUUCUUGGGUCUUGGCGC
Lolium rigidum is the source of this 471-nucleotide messenger RNA. Its product is annotated as MEIOTIC F-BOX protein MOF-like. Lineage: Eukaryota; Viridiplantae; Streptophyta; Magnoliopsida; Poales; Poaceae. Bases 30 to 425 code for a protein of 131 amino acids. The record is from RefSeq and is a predicted model, not a curated record. The transcript has 2 exons.